GUGUCCCCCAAAAGGGAAAAUAUUUCAUUAGCCUGCUUUAAAGAAGCAUUCACCAGGACAUCAAAGAAUGAGAGGUGAGGAAAGACUGAAUUUCAAAGAGACAUAAAUAUGGGAGGGGGCGCUGACAGGAAGGAAAAAGGGAGAAAGGAAACGCUUUUUCAGUCAGCAUGUUGAGGAGGGCGAAUGUCUGGACUGAAAAAAAGUGUUUGAGCGGCAGAGAUGAGGAAGAGAGAGGUAACGGGAGAGGAUAGAGGGGCGGCAUAGUAGCACAUCCGUGCGUAAAUGUGACCAACCUCACCGUGGUCCCUCCAUCCCCUCCGUCCUCACCCCCCUUGCCUGCCUCCAGCGGCUCCGUCUCUCCGCCUCUGCAAGCCGGGAUCACCCGCGCGGUGCUCGGCGGCCAAGCUUGGAUCGUGGAGUCCCGGCUGUCUCGGCUCGGCGCCCUCCUGCAGGGCUUAGGAGGAGCGCAGGGGAACUCCUUCAGAUUUCUGCCGGGCUUAGUGACCACCGCCGCGGACAGCCAUGGCUCGGAGCGCCGGGAGAGACGCGGCUCGACGCGCUCUCGGAUGCCGGUGAUGCGGGGUCUGAUUGCGCCUCAAAAUACCUUUCUGGAUACCAUCGCCACUCGGUUCGAUGGGACCCAUAGUAACUUCGUUCUGGGAAAUGCACAGGUUCAGUCUGUCUACCCCAUAGUCUACUGCUCCGAUGGUUUCUGCGAGCUGACCGGCUUUGCCCGCGGGGAGCUGAUGCAGAAGAGCUGCAUGUGUCAAUUCCUGUACGGCGGCGAGACCAGUGACCGCAUCACCUCACAGAUGCAAAAGGCUCUGGAUGAGCGCCGGGAGUUCAAGACUGAGAUUGUUCUGUACAAGAAGAGCGGCUCCAGGUUCUGGUGUCUGUUGGACAUAGUUCCAAUCAAGAAUGAGAAGAGCGAGGUGGUUCUUUUCCUGGUGUCGCAUAAAGAUAUCACCGAAAAUAAGGACCUGGACCAUGGCAAUGAUUCUGACACCGAUGAGGAAAUGGGCCUAGAGAUCCGUCAAGUCAAUCGCCCCCCAGGGUGCAACAUGGAGCGCCGGCGCAGUCGGGCCGUGCUCUACCAGCUCUCUGGACAUCUACAGAAACAGGACAAGACCAAGCUGAAAAUUAACAAUAGUGUUCUUGGAGCCAAUGCUAACCCAAUUCCAGAGUAUAAGGUGGCUGACGUCCAAACGUCCCGCUUCAUUCUCCUUCACUAUGGUGCAUUCAAGGCCGGCUGGGAUUGGCUCAUCCUUCUGGCCACCUUCUAUGUAGCCAUCACUGUUCCCUACAAUGUCUGCUUUACCGCUGUGGAGAUGCGAGAGGACGGUGUCUCCGCAGCCAGGAACCCUCCAAGUGUCAGCGACAUCUUGGUGGAGAUACUUUUCAUCAUUGAUAUUGUCCUAAACUUCAGAACAACCUACGUUAGCACGUCCGGUCAGGUCGUGUACGAUGCUCGGUCCAUAUGCAUUCACUACGUCACCUCCUGGCUGUUUGUGGACCUGAUCGCAGCCUUGCCCUUUGACCUUCUCUACGCCUUCAAUAUCAGUGUGAACUUUGGGGUUCACCUGCUGAAGACGGUGCGUCUCCUUCGGCUUCUUCGCCUCCUGCAGAAGCUAGACCGUUACUCUCAGUACAGCGCUGUGGUCCUCACACUGCUCAUGUCAACAUUCGCCCUCUUGGCUCAUUGGAUGGCCUGUGUCUGGUAUUUCAUUGGGCGCAGCGAGAUUGAGAUCAAUAACCCCGCCUCCUGGGACAUAGGCUGGCUCCAUGAACUGGCCAAACGUUUGGGAACUCCAUACUUCAUGACUCCUCUCACCUCCCUACUGGGAGUCUCGGAUUCCCAUCACAGUGCUGUGACAGCCACCAACUCCAGCCACUGGAACACUCCAGGGUUGGAGGCGCUGAAUGGGACAGGAGUGGUGGGUCCAGCCCUGUGGAAUGGCACCAGGACUAGACUAAAGAUGCUAAAUGGGUCGGGGAUGACGUUAAGCGGGGGGCCGUCUGUCAGGAGCUCCUAUGUGACAUCGCUGUACUUCGCUCUAAGCAGUCUCACCAGCGUGGGCUUCGGCAACGUCUCGGCCAACACAGACUCAGAGAAGAUCUUCUCCAUUUGUACCAUGCUGAUUGGAGCCUUAAUGCAUGCUGUGGUUUUUGGGAAUGUGACCGCCAUCAUUCAGAGGAUGUAUUCCCGCCGCUCUCUCUACCACACCCGCACCAAGGACCUGAAGGACUUCAUCCGUGUGCAUCGGCUGCCAAAAGCCCUGGAGCAGCGCAUGAUGGAGUGCUUCCAGACGACGUGGUCCGUCAACAAUGGCAUCGACGUCAGCGAGCUGUUGAAGGACUUCCCAGAUGAGCUAAGAGCUGACAUAGCUAUGCACUUGAAUAAAGAGCUGUUGCAGCUGCCGCUGUUUGAAUCGGCCAGCAGGGGUUGUCUCCGUUCCCUUUCCCUCAUCAUCAAGACCUCCUUCUGUGCUCCUGGAGAGUUCCUUAUCCGCCAGGGCGACGCUCUUCAGGCGAUAUACUUUGUCUGCUCAGGAUCUAUGGAGGUUCUGAAGGAUAACACGGUUCUGGCCAUUCUGGGUCGGGGUGACCUGAUCGGCUCUGACUGCCUCACCCAGGAGGAAGUGAUUAAGACCAACGCCUGCGUGAAGGCCCUCACCUACUGCGACCUGCAGUACAUCAGUCUCAAAGGGCUCCGCGAGGUGCUUUGCCUCUACUCUGACUACACCCAAAAAUUCAUCACAGAGAUCCAGCACGAUCUGACGUACAACCUGCGAGAAGGACAUAGUACUGAGGCAGACUAUGAGAGCAACGGAGGCCUAGUGAAGAAACUUUCCUCCAUCAAGGAGGACGAAGAGGGCUCAGGAUCUGAGGGAGAAAAAUCUCCUCUCCCCAAGAUGUCUUCCCUGGGGAGGUUGGGCCGAGGUCUGCGCUCUCCUCUGCGCUCCCCACUACGGUCCCCGCUGCUGCCGCCGAGACCUUUCAGACCGAUGAGUGAGCCCCCUCGACCCUCAAGCCUGCAGAUACCUGUGGUGAGCUUCAGCUGCCUGCAGCCGGACCUCAGCCCUCGGUUUGUGGAUGGGAUUGAGGCUGAAAACCAGACCACCUCGGCUCAGAGGUUUGAUUUUUCUCUCAGAGCGACACAAAGUUUUCUGCGCAGCCCUGAUUCAGCCACUCCAGGAGCCCGGGGUGGAGAUGACACCAUGCAGACUAUUGAAAAGCUCAAACAUGAGAUGUGCGUCCUCUCCCGCCAGGUAACAGCUGUGAGUCAGGAGCUGCAGGAAAUGACCCGCCUCCUCAAACCUCUCUUUCACAAUUCCUCCACGCUGCUGAUGCCCUGCACUGUGACUCCACCUCCCAGCGUGUCCCCUCGCUGCUGCUCACCAGGCCCUACGACUUUAACCCAACAAACACCUGUGGAUUCUCCGGACAGACGAAACGCUCCCUCCGUCUUGGUCCCUGACCUGCGCUCACCUCAGCUGAGCACAAGCGAGGCAUUUCAGGGGCAGUUUGAUCCCCUCCAUUGCUCCCUAACCAUCUCUCCUCCUCUCAAUCCUCCUGUCUGCCAGCAGAUCAGUCCCACUCCCCCACUCUCUCGUCGCUCAGCUCCCCCUUCACUCAGCAGCUCUCCUCAUGAGCACACAGCUGUGUCACACCCCUGCCUUUCAUCCUCCAUCCCUUCCCUCUCUUCAUUAGGACACACAUCGUUCAUCACUCCCCUCCUGGUAGAUCUAUUAGAACCUGGCACAGAGCCACAGAUGCAGGCCCAGUCCUUCUAUCCAGCAUCAACCCACUCCUAUCCGCACUCACACAUCCAGCCCUUUCUCCAAACCUCUAGCAUGGCAACAAACUCCCAAAUGCCCCUGCUGAACCUGCAGGAAGUGCAGCUCAACUUCGUCAAUGAGGGAUGUCCGUCACCGUAAACGGACUUUAUUCGUAUCUGAACCGACGGAGGAAACCAGCAAGCAAAACGACUAACUGCAUGAUGAACAAUCUGCCCAACGUUUGGCAUGUUACCGUGUAAAUAUGAUGUUUUUAACCUGUUCUCAUGAGCACUCUCUAUAAAAUGUGAUAUUAAACUUGCUAAACAGUUUUAUUUAAUCUGUUUUCUAAAAACGUUCAGCAACAAAUUGCAACAAUAUUAACUUUACAUACAGUCCUCUUUGGCACGGAUCUCGUUAAUUUGGGGCUUAUAAUGAUUUAGUUGAACUAUUUUUUUUUUCUCCAAAAUGGGAUGAUUAUACCAGAAAGAACAGCAGAUUUUAGGCUUAGUAUUUUGUGGAAUUUCUUUUAGUCAAAACUAUUAAUUUAGGUUAAAACAUAAAUUUAGGUUCCCUAAAUGCCAGAAUAAUCAGAAAGUGGCUUCACCAGAAGAAAAUUAAAACUAAGGUCCAAAACUAAAUAAAACUGAACAUCUGAUAGAUUCAGUAAAGUUUGAAGGGUAGAGAAGGCCAGCAUCAACAUUUAGCAUGCUAAUAGAGUCCUACCAAAGAUGACUGAAUGCUCAAAUUGAUUCAAAAGGAGCUUCAAAAUUAGUUUAAGGGUGUGCAGACCAAUGCAAACAGGUGAAUGCAUCUUUUUAUUUUGAAGAUUUUCUUUUGGAACCGAUUUCUUUGUUUUUCAGUUGAAUUGUACAGGAAAUGUGUUACAUUAAAGGUGGAAAAAGCUUUGG
Girardinichthys multiradiatus is the source of this 4687-nucleotide messenger RNA. RefSeq names its product potassium voltage-gated channel subfamily H member 8-like. Gene Ontology annotation, cellular component: membrane. The transcript has 15 exons. Gene Ontology annotation, molecular function: voltage-gated potassium channel activity. The coding region runs from base 567 to 3938 and encodes 1123 amino acids. Lineage: Eukaryota; Metazoa; Chordata; Actinopteri; Cyprinodontiformes; Goodeidae. Gene Ontology annotation, biological process: potassium ion transmembrane transport; regulation of membrane potential. The record is from RefSeq and is a predicted model, not a curated record.